Trichechus manatus latirostris (Florida manatee) is the source of this 906-nucleotide messenger RNA. It is a transcript of the gene IL6, whose product is annotated as interleukin 6. Gene Ontology annotation, biological process: T-helper 17 cell lineage commitment; immune response; positive regulation of receptor signaling pathway via JAK-STAT. The coding region runs from base 25 to 738 and encodes 237 amino acids. Gene Ontology annotation, molecular function: cytokine activity; interleukin-6 receptor binding. Lineage: Eukaryota; Metazoa; Chordata; Mammalia; Sirenia; Trichechidae. The transcript has 5 exons. The record is from RefSeq and is a predicted model, not a curated record. Gene Ontology annotation, cellular component: extracellular region; interleukin-6 receptor complex.
ACCCCAAUAAAUAGGAGACUGGGGAUGUCUGACGCUCAUUCUGCCCUCCAGCCUACCAGGAUCAAAAGAGAGCUCCAUCUGCCCUCCAGGAGUCUAACUAUGAACUUCGUCUCCACAAGCACUUUCAGUCUAGUUGCCUUCUGCCUGGGGCUGCUCCUGGUGAUGGCUUCUGCUUUCCCCACCCCGCCACUCCUGGAAGGAGAUUCCAAAGAUGAUGCCACCUCAAACAGACCACCACUCACCUCUCCAGACAAAACCGAAGAACUCAUAAAUUUCAUCCUUGCCAAAGUCUCUGUACUGAGAAAGGAGAUGUGUGACAAAUAUGACAAGUGUGACAACAGCAGGGAGGCACUGGCAGGCAACAAUCUGAACCUUCCAAAGAUGACAGAAAAAGACAGAUGCUUCCAGUCUGGAUUCAAUAAGGAGACUUGCCUGAUGAGAAUUGUCACUGGUCUUUUGGAGUUUCAAAUAUACCUGGAUUACCUGCAGAACAAGUUCGAGGGCAGUAAGGGAAAUGUCCUUGUUGUGCAGAACAGCAUCAAAGCCCUGGUCCAGAUCCUGAAGCAAAAGGUAAAGAAUCCAGAAGAAGUAACCACCCCUGAUGCAACUGCAGAUGCCAGUCUGCUGUCUAAGUUGCAGCCACAGAGCGAGUGGCUGAAGAACACAACAAUUAACCUCAUCCUGCGAAGCCUGGAGGAAUUCAUGCAGUUCAGCCUGAGGGCUGUUCGGUUCAAGUAACCUGGACAUCCAAGAUCAUUGUAGUUCAUGGGCAUUCCUUCACCUGGUCAGAAACCUGUCUGGUAGGCACAUAACUUAUGUUGUUCUCUAUGAGGAACUAAACAGUAUGGGCGUUAGGACACUAUUUUAGUUAUUUUUAACUUAUUGAUAUUUAAAUAUCUUGAGAUA